AUGAUGUUGGAACAUUCUUACGAAGCGCUGAUCGAUGCAGGAAUUAAUCCAAAAAUAUUACGAAGAAAGAAUACUGCUAUAAUUGUAGCAGUAACUUAUUUCGAAGCUCAAAAAAUUCUUCUAUAUCGAGACAUACAGGUACAUGGUAAAAACCUUACUGGUUGUGCAAAAAAUAUAGCGGCAAACCUAAUUUCUCAUUGGCUUGAUGUCAAAGAACCAUCUGUCGUAAUUGAUGCAGCUUGCAGUUCAGGCGUUCACGCAAUAGCAGUUGGUCAAUCGUACAUCAAAUCCGGUCAAUGCGAAGAUGCAUUAAUUCUAGGAACAAAUUUAUGUUUAACUUACCCGAUGACUCUGCAAUUUGCUCGCCUCGGUGUUUUGUCACCAACUGGAAGAUGCAGACCGUUUGAUCGUAAAGCAAACGGUUACUGUCGUUCAGAGACAAUAGCAGCGAUAUAUUUGCAGAAAGCAAAGCAUGCAAAACGCAACUAUGCUACAUGUAAACAUAUCAAAUUAAAUAGCGACGGAUAUAAAGACGAAGGAAUAACAUUUCCUUCUAAAUACGCUCAAAAAGUUUUGUUAACAGAAUUUUACGCAGAAUGUGGUAAUAUGUCAGCAAAAGAUUUAGAUUAUAUCGAAGCGCACGGUACCGGUACGAUAGCUGGCGAUCCACAGGAGAUUGACGCAAUCUGUAAUGCUCUAUGCAAAGAUAAGAAAUCUUCGUUACUGAUCGGUUCUGUAAAAUCCAAUCUAGGUCAUUCAGAGUCAUCUAGUACUUUUAAGAGGAUGCUGAACCUUCCUGUUUUAUCACUGCUGUUGCUAUCACAACUUACUCUGCAACCAUUGAUCGAAAUAAAAAACGCUUCUCCAGAAUAA
Pseudomyrmex gracilis is the source of this 873-nucleotide messenger RNA. Its product is annotated as fatty acid synthase-like. The coding region runs from base 1 to 873 and encodes 290 amino acids. Gene Ontology annotation, molecular function: fatty acid synthase activity. Gene Ontology annotation, biological process: fatty acid biosynthetic process. NCBI's taxonomy places the organism in Eukaryota, Metazoa, Arthropoda, Insecta, Hymenoptera, Formicidae. The record is from RefSeq and is a predicted model, not a curated record. The transcript has 3 exons.